Polychytrium aggregatum is the source of this 1586-nucleotide messenger RNA. Its product is annotated as AFG1-like ATPase-domain-containing protein. NCBI's taxonomy places the organism in Eukaryota, Fungi, Chytridiomycota, Chytridiomycetes, Polychytriales. Bases 13 to 1434 code for a protein of 473 amino acids. The record is from RefSeq and is a predicted model, not a curated record. The transcript has 10 exons. Gene Ontology annotation, cellular component: mitochondrion; cytoplasm. Gene Ontology annotation, molecular function: ATP binding; ATP hydrolysis activity.
GCAGCAGCGACCAUGAACCCAACAGCAGGUCUGAGGCAGCUUGUGCGAUGUGUGGAGCGAUGCGACCGGGUGCCAGUCCGGCUCGUCCACUACACCAGCAGAUCGCAGCUUCCUCGAGAGAAUCCCGUUGAGCGAUACCGCGAGCUGGCCCUGGGCCACCAGUUCUAUUUGGAUAGACAACAGGUCGCCGCAGUUGGGAAGAUCAAGAGUCUCUGGCACCGCCUGGAGGAGUACAACAGCGCAUUGGCGAGUCAAUCUGAUCCGAGUCCACCUAUCGAUCCAUAUUCUGCGUCUCCCUUGACCACAUCAAGCCCACGAUCGACUCGCGCGAGCGCCGCUGAUGCUCCGGGUCGACCAACGUCGAUCCCUCGAGGGCUUUGGAUCCACGGAAGAGUUGGUAGCGGCAAGACCAUGCUCAUGGAUCUUUUGUGCGAAAGCGUCGGCGUCGAGAAGAAGAUUCGACUGCAUUUUGAUCAACUAAUGGCCAAGAUCCACUCACAUAUGCGGGACUGGCAUCGCCUCCCGAUCAGCCAACGAUCUGGACAUGUCUCGCACUAUGUUGCUACCCAGCUACAUCAAGAGGCUUGGUUGCUCUUUGUCGACGAGUUUCAGCUGCCCGAUGUGGCGACCGCCUCGAUUCUGGGACAGUGUCUGCUGCAUUCGUUUGCAAUGGGCAGCGUCCUUGUUACAACCUCGAACCAGACGCCAAGGGAACUGGGAGGAAGGGCAUUCCAUCAAAAGUCGUAUCGCCCUCUGAUCCAUCUGCUGGAGCAGGGCUGUGAAAUCUAUCACCUGGGAGGCGAGCAUGACUACCGUCAGCUGGCAGGCAUCGGGCUCGACUCGUAUUAUGAUCUUUCAAAUCCUUCGAGAUCGCGCGAGUACAACGACUACAUCCAGGAGAUGCGAUCCCGUCACCGGUUCGUCCCGAGGUCGCUGGAAGUCUACGGUCGCAGGACUAUCGUACCCGAGACCUCUGCCCGAAUCGCCAUCUUUGACUUUGACUACCUCUGCGGAGACCGUAUCAAGCCGUUUGGCGUUGCAGACUACUUGGCCAUUGCCCACGAGUUUGACGUUGUUGUGAUCGAGCGAGUUCCAAAGAUGACUGUCAAGCAGAAGGACCAGGUUCGGAGACUGAUCAUGCUCGUCGAUGCACUGUAUGACAACAAGGUCCGGAUUGUCAUGUCCGCCGCCGGUGCCCCGGAGGAGCUGUUUCGGAUCGAAGGCUUCGGCGCAACAGGCCCUCAUGUAGGACCCCAGAUCAGCGACAGCAACUCGGGAAAACUGCGGCCAGCAUCCUCCAUCCCGGAGGCCGAUCUUGGGACCGGUGCCGACGAUACAUCUGCGGGCAAGGCAGAGGGCGUGGACUUUGGACGUACUAUCAGCCGGAUCCAUGAGCUGUCGGGGACGCCCCGACCCAAACAGGAGGCCACUUGAUCAUGCACCAUUUCUCGAUGCAAGUGAUUACAGUCCGCGAUUGCAAAUGAUAUACAGUCUGCGAUUGCAAAUGAUAUACGGGCAUGCCGUGCUCGUUUCAUUUGCGAGCAAUGCCCGCUGGUCAGCAUGGCAACCCACCGGUCCUUUCCACA